AAUAAAAAAAUACAAGAACAGAAACAGAAACAGUUGCCCAUAUUUGACCCUUUUGGUGCUAUGUGAUAAAUCACCCAGCUCAAAGCCCCGAUUAGUUUAUUAUUCAUCAAAAUUUUCAAUUUUAUAAAAACACUUUCUCUCUCUCUCUCUCUCUCUCAAUCUUUCUUUGUUGCAUAUGUAGAAGAGCUGUUUUUGUGUGAAAAGUCAGCGUCUCUCUCUCUCUCUCUGCGCUUUUCUCUCCAAAACCAUUUUCUAAUCUCCAUCACUUUGUUUUUGUGGUUUUGUUAAAACAUAACAUCAUCUUCAAAACCUGUUUGUUUGCUUUCCUGCUUCCUAAACAACCCCAAAACCCCCCAUCUCCCCAGAAGAUUACCCUUUUUUUUUUUGUUAAAAAAAAAAAAAAUUUUCCUUCUGCUCCAUUCCCAUAUAAGCUCCAAAUCCAAGCAAAUCCCUUUUUUAAAAUUAACAAAAAUCAAAGAAAAUUGCAUGCCUUUAUCACGUCUAUUUUUCUUCUUUUUUUGGGUUUUUGCAAAGUUAAAGCUAAAGCUAUAGUCUUCAAAUGAUACUGCUUCUUCUUUUUCUCUCAUACAUGUUACUUUUUUCAUAAAAAAAAAAAAAAGUAUGUGCAGCUUGUAUUCUUUGCUGAGGAUGGAGAAUUACCAAGGCGAUUUAACCGACAUAGUAAGAGCUAGCGCUACCGGAGCUUAUGGCGUAUCUGAACCACCCAUUUCAUCAUCAUCAUCAUCAUCAGACUGGCAAUUCCCUUCAUCUUCUUCUUCUUCUUAUCCAAUCAAUUUCUCAUCAUCUUCCAUGGAAGAUCAACACAGAGACAAUUAUUUCGGCGAUCCAUUUUCGCAUAUGCGCGAUCCGCUUCUUCACGAGCUCUACUUGCCGGGUACUGGGUUUUUCAGCAGUCCAAGUUCUUCAGAAAUGAUCAGUAGCUCCGGUGUCGUCGUUGACGAAACAGGUAGUUGUACCUUUGGUGGUGCUUGUGCUUCCGGUACUGGUUCUGGUUCUGGUAUGCUUGCUCAAAGUAUUGUUGACGACGAUAUGAAAAGGCCGGCCGCUGCAGUCGCCGCCUCCUCGAAUAUAUUCUCCCGUAUGCUUCAGAUCUCUCCGAGUGCAAAGUUGCCAGCUUCCCAAUGCGAAUCUCCCGCGGCGGCGACUGCUGCAGCCAUGGCUGCUGCUGCUGCUGCUUCUUCUCCAAGAGCAAUUAAUGUUAACAGCUCCAAAGGUGGUUGCUUAGUUGAGAACACUGGGGUGCAGAUCUCAUCUCCACGGAAUCCGGGUAUCAAAAGAAGGAAGAGUCAGGCAAAGCAAGUGGUUUGCAUUCCGGCGCCCGCGGCACCAAACAGCAGACCGAGUGGGGAAGUGGUGCCAUCGGAUCUGUGGGCAUGGAGAAAGUACGGUCAAAAACCCAUCAAAGGUUCUCCUUAUCCAAGGGGCUACUACAGAUGCAGCAGCUCAAAGGGCUGUUCGGCAAGAAAACAGGUGGAACGGAGCCGGGCUGAUCCAAACAUGUUGGUGAUCACCUACACAUCCGAGCACAACCAUCCAUGGCCAACACAGAGAAAUGCUCUUGCAGGCUCAACACGUUCGCAACCAUCGAAGAACAAUGCAUCUUCAAAGAGCUCUCCAACCACAGCUGGUUCUCAUCAGCUUCAGAAAACAAGUACUACUAGUCCAAAGGAAGAACAAAGAGACAAUAUCAAUGAGAAUAAUAAUAAUAAUGCAUCUCCAAUUGUCACAGCUGGUAGUAAUUCAACAACAAGUGCAUCAAUCAAGGAAGAGAUCGAAGAUAUGGAGAAGCAAUUGGAAAUGGUUGAUGAUGGAGAAUUCAGCACUGAUCAUCAUCAUCAAGGUUUUCCCUAUAGACCAUCAAUGCCGCCGGAUUCAAAUCAUUCUGAUCAGGAUUUCUUUGCUGAUUUAGGAGAAAUAGAGGCUGACCCUCUAAACCUUUUGUUCAGCCAAGCCUUUGGAGCUGAUCAUGAGCAGAAAGGAAGUAAAGGUUUGGAUCCUUUCAAUCUGUUUGAUUGGUCUGCAGACAACAAUAACAAGAACAAUAACAACAACAACAGCAGCAACUCGGCUUUUGGUGAAGCUAAGAGAGGUUUAUAACAAAAGAAACUUAUUGAAAAAGCAAUGAAUUUGAUCAUCAUCAACUCCUUCGUCUUCAACAAACACUACAAGAGACACUGUCUUUUUAAAGAUAGUUUUUGUGGUGCAAUAGUUUCUUUAUAUUUCAGGGUCAUCACCAUGGAUAGAGUCAGUAUGGGUUUUAUUUUUUUAUUUUUUGCAUGUGGAAAGAGAGAUUUUUUUCUAGUUUACUAUAGUUUGUAUUUCUUGUUAUUUACCAGAACAGUGAGAGAGGGAGAGAGGGCGAUUAGGAAGAAGAAGAAGAGGAUCAAAGAGAGAGAGAGAGAGAGAGAGAGAG
Molecule: messenger RNA, 2434 nt
Organism: Ziziphus jujuba (common jujube)
Lineage: Eukaryota; Viridiplantae; Streptophyta; Magnoliopsida; Rosales; Rhamnaceae
Product: probable WRKY transcription factor 14
Exons: 3
Coding region: 622-2118 (498 amino acids)
Biological process (GO): regulation of DNA-templated transcription
Cellular component (GO): nucleus
Molecular function (GO): transcription cis-regulatory region binding; DNA-binding transcription factor activity
Source: RefSeq, a predicted model, not a curated record